AUGAGAGAGCGGCGCCAAGCGGAGCAGUUUCUGCACCAGGCGGCCGGCAGCCGAAAUCUGCUCCCGGCACUUCUGCAAGUCGCGGAUGCCGCGCAGGCAGAAGUGCCUAUCCGACAGGCGGCCGCCAUCCAGCUGAAGCAUCAGCUCAGAGACUGGGAAGGCGACAAGUACAGAGAGGAGGACAAGGCACCGAUUCGGCACCAGCUGGUUGACAGCGUAGCAAAGGCUGUUCAGGAGAGCUGCGUCCGCGUUCAGUUGGUGGAGAGCUUCCGCUUGGUGGCCUUGUAUGACUAUCCCGAUCGCUGGCCAGGCGUGCUCCAGCGUCUUCUGCAGGGCCUGUGCUCGGAGCAAAGCGCGCAGACCAUGUGCAGCUUACUGCUGCUCCGACAGCUCUUCAAGCUUCUGGAGAUGCGAUCGGCGGAGCGCCGUCGUGAGCUGCAAGACCUCUCUGCGCAGAGCCUGCCAAUGCUGCUGAAGCUUGCCCCUGUCCUGGGUGAAGCCGCGCAGAAGAAGUCCCCAGAGGCGCUGGAGAUGCUGAAGUUGGUUCUGAAGUGCUUCUACUCGGCGGUGCGCAUGGCUGUGCCCGAGCAGGUGCAGAAGGACAUCCAGCAAUGGAUGGGCCUGCUUCUUGGCGUGUUGGACCUAGAGAUGGCGAUGCCAAGCUCCGCGCUGGAGCAAGAGGUUUUGGAGGCCAGCUGCGAGGCGAAGUGCCGGAAGUGGGUCUUCCAAAUUUUGCUGAGAUUUUUCCAGAAGCACUGUCACCUGAAGCGCGUGGCCGAGGGCAUGGAGACCUUCGCGCAGGCCUGGAACGACUCCUACGAGGUGCCAGUGGCCCGUGCCGGGCUCAAAGAGGUCUGCGCCCGUGCUCGAGGCACUUGGGCGCCAAACAGAUCCCUCAGCCUGGCACUGUUGUGCCUGGCGGAGGCGUGCCGCAGGGACCAGGCAUACCAGGCGCUCAAGCCGGACCUGCAACAUCUCCUGGAGCUUGGCAUUUUCCCGCAGGUGCGCUUCGGGGAAGCUGAACUCCAGCUCUGGAGCGAAGAUCCGGAGGAGCUCCUGCGAGAGCUGCUCAGCGACUGCGACUCGGACUCCAGGCCCCACCAGGCGGCCAUUGAGCUGGUGGAGCGUCUCCUGCUGUACCGCAACAAGGAGGUCCUCCUUCCGCUCUUCCAAUUCUGCCGUCAGCACCUGGAAACGGAGGCCACCGAUGCGGCAGCCUGCUCGAAUCAGGAUGGGGCUCUGGUGCUGCUGGGGGUGAUGUCGGAGUACCUGGUAGAGCUUGAUCCGAUGCAAGAGGAUCAGGCUCGCAGGAAGCGGAGAGGCAAGAAGGUCCAAGGUGUGAGCGUGGAAGAGAUCAUGACGCGCUACGUGCGGCCUGCCAUGACCUCGCCGGUGGGCUUCCUGCGCCUGCGGGGCGCCUGGUGCGCCGCGCAGUUCGCGCGGCAGGCGGUGCGACUGGGGCGCCCGGGCGCCGCCGGGGCGGCGGCCUGCGAUUGCCUGCGCCUGCUGGGGGAUCAGGAGCUGCUGGUGCGCGUCCUGGGCGCCGGGUGUCUGGAAGCCUUCUUGCAGCGCGAGGAGGAAGAGGUGCGGACGGCCUUUGUGCUGCACUUGGCGCCCACCUUGGAGCAGCUCAUCCGGCUCCUACAGCAGAUCCAGCUGGAGGAGGUGGCGCAAGCGCUGCAGGGCCUUGUCGAGGCCUUUCCUCAAGAGGCGCACCUGGGCGGUUGGAUGUUGUGA
Molecule: messenger RNA, 1737 nt
Organism: Effrenium voratum
Lineage: Eukaryota; Dinophyceae; Suessiales; Symbiodiniaceae
Source: the annotation of a GenBank genome assembly